AUGCCGUUAGUUCGCUACAGGAAGGUGGUCAUCCUCGGAUACCGUUCUGUAGGGAAGACAUCUUUAGCACAUCAGUUUGUGGAGGGCGAGUUCCUGGAAGACUAUGAUCCUACUGUGGAGAAUACUUACAGCAAGAUAGUGACUGUUGGCAAAGAUGAGUUUCACCUACACCUGGUGGACACAGCAGGGCAGGAUGAGUACAGCAUUCUGCCCUAUUCAUUCAUCAUUGGGGUCCAUGGUUAUGUACUUGUGUAUUCUGUCACCUCUCUGCAUAGCUUCCAAGUCAUUGAGAGUCUGUACCAAAAGCUACAUGAAGGCCACGGGAAAACCCGGUUGCCAGUGGUGCUGGUGGGAAACAAGGCCGAUCUCUCUCCAGACAGGGAGGUCCAGGCUGUUGAGGGGAAGAAGCUGGCAGCAUCCUGGGGUGCAACAUUUAUGGAGUCAUCUGCUCGAAAUAAUCAGCUGACUCAAGGCAUUUUCACCAAAGUCAUCCAGGAGAUUGCCCGGGUGGAGAAUUCAUAUGGGCAAGAGCGCCGCUGCCAUCUCAUCCAGCCGGGGGUCGAGGGGGUGCCGCCGAUCAGAGCCGGCCAGGCCGGGGGCGGGGCAGCUCCCGAGGCCAGAGGGGAAGGGAGGCGAGCGCAGGGCCUGGAGCGGCCGGAGGGGAGCGGGCAGAGGGCUCGCACCGCCCGCCCCUUCCUCUUCCUCGCCCACCUACCCUCCUCCCUUCCCCGGGGGGAGCAGAAGGUGGGGGGCUCGAAGCCGCCGAGGAAGAGUGCUCGGGGUCGAGGAGCCCAGCGCUGGGUGUGUGUCAGGUUCAGCCCCGCGGCCCCGCCGGCUCCGUGUCGCCGUAGCUCGCGCGGCCCCGGGGUGCCGGCCCGAGGGGGAAAGGGGCUCGGCGCUCCUGCGAGGGUCUCACGUUCCAUCCGGGCCCGGCGCGGCGGCGCGGCAUUCCUUCCGGGCUGCUGGGGAGGCGCCUCGACGUUCCAUCUGGAGAGCCUCGACGUUCCGCCCGAGCCCGGCGCGGGCGGCCGGGGCGCUGGCCCGGCCCUAGGACUGAGAGGCCGCCCGGCGACGCGGAUGCGGAGCCCGCUCGCCCAAGAUCAAAGCCACCGGUGCUCUCUUUGUGUCCGCUCGGGAUUCGCCGCCCUGGGGCUGUCCAUGGAAACCUAA
Messenger RNA from Rangifer tarandus platyrhynchus (Svalbard reindeer), 1170 nucleotides. NCBI's taxonomy places the organism in Eukaryota, Metazoa, Chordata, Mammalia, Artiodactyla, Cervidae. The record is from the annotation of a GenBank genome assembly.